CUUGAAUAUCUGUGUACCAUAUGUAACAUCAUCUUCUAGGGCUUCCCGGAUUGCGGAAAGCCUUCUGGGAUUCUCGAGCUAAUUAUCCAUUGAUACGUGAUUUGUAGAAGUGCCAGAUAUGUCUUCCCCAAGGCUUUUCCCGAUUGCCUUACUUUCUCUGUUCCAUUGUCUCAUAUCUGCCAUGGCCGGGAAUUUCUAUCAAGACAUCGAUAUCCUUUUCGGGGAUUGGCGCUCUCAAAUUCUCCAGGGAGGCGAGCUUGUCACACUCUCUCUCGAUAAGGCUUCUGGGUCGGGAUUCAGAUCCAAGAACGAGUAUCUAUUUGGAAGAUUUGACAUGAGGAUGAAAUUAAUCCCGGGAGAUUCCGCUGGCACAGUCACCACAUUUUAUUUGUCUUCUCAAGGACCAACCCAUGACGAGAUUGAUUUCGAGUUCUUGGGCAAUUCAUCAGGAGAUCCAUUUAUUGUCCAUACGAAUAUCAUCCUGCAAGGGAAAGGAGGCAAGGAACAAGAGUUCUUUCUGUGGUUCGAUCCCACAAAGGACUUCCAUUUGUACUCAAUCGUGUGGAACCCUAAGAACAUCAUAAUUUUGGUGGAUGAAGUUCCUAUUAGGGUUUACAACAACUGGGGAAUCAAGGGAGUCCGAUAUCCGACCGACCAACCAAUGAGGAUGUACUCGACUAUAUGGAGCGCCGAAGAUUGGGCCACACAAGGCGGACGAGUGAAGACUGACUGGUCAAAGGCUCCGUUCACCGCCUCUUACAUGGGAUACAAUGCGAAUGCCUGUGUCUGGCCGUCCUCGUCCUCGCAUUGUCCCUCCAACUCAACAAGUCCAACGCCGGGCACUGCGUGGCAAAAUCAAAAGCUCGGCGUUAAGGGCCGGAACAUGCUUCGAUGGGCACAAAAGAAGUACAUGGUGUACAACUACUGCACGGACUUUAGGCGGUAUCCUCGAGGCGUUCCUCGGGAAUGCAGGAAAUCGAGGUUUAUGUAGGGAAAAUUCGAUCUAUACGUGGUUUCAUGAAAAUGAGUUCAUGGAACUGUUUGGUCGGCCUUGUACCUACACUAAUACAAAUGUAAACAAAAUUUUCGCUUCC
Molecule: messenger RNA, 1094 nt
Organism: Syzygium oleosum
Lineage: Eukaryota; Viridiplantae; Streptophyta; Magnoliopsida; Myrtales; Myrtaceae
Product: xyloglucan endotransglucosylase protein 1-like
Exons: 3
Coding region: 119-991 (290 amino acids)
Biological process (GO): xyloglucan metabolic process; cell wall biogenesis
Cellular component (GO): cell wall; apoplast
Molecular function (GO): xyloglucan:xyloglucosyl transferase activity; hydrolase activity, hydrolyzing O-glycosyl compounds
Source: RefSeq, a predicted model, not a curated record